Molecule: messenger RNA, 1097 nt
Organism: Dromiciops gliroides (monito del monte)
Lineage: Eukaryota; Metazoa; Chordata; Mammalia; Microbiotheria; Microbiotheriidae
Product: carcinoembryonic antigen-related cell adhesion molecule 3-like
Exons: 5
Coding region: 117-1097 (326 amino acids)
Source: RefSeq, a predicted model, not a curated record
GGACACCUCCAGGGGCUGCCCUUGGGCUCCGGAUAGGGAAGACAGAGCUCAGGAGGGGAAGGCAGAGAUUCCUGGCAAGGACAGAAGUGGUCACACACAGUGGGCAGCACAGACUGAUGGAGAGAACCUUGGAACCUCCCCACAGUGUAGGCAACCCCUGGAAGGGGCUCCUGAUCACAGCCUCCAUCCUCAGCUGUUGGAUCCAGUCUGCUCAAGGUUCACCUGUCACUGUUGUGCCAAUUCUUCCCUAUGGGACAGUGGGUGGCAGUGUUAUCUUGGACAUCUGGGGGUUCUCAGGGGAGGCUCUCAGCUAUACUUGGUACAGAAAGACAACAGAUAACUCCAGGAUCGCUGUCUACCAUGUCUCUUCUGGAGUGCAGAGACCAGCAGAUAUCAGGGAGAAGGUGUUCUCCAAUGGCUCCCUGCUCAUCCCUGACCUCACCCUCAGUGACACUGGCUUCUACAUUGUAACUAUUGUUUCCAGCAGUGGCACCGUAUUAACAGCAGGAGAACAAUUCACAGUGUAUGACAUGUCGCCAGGAAAAGGUAAAGGCUCCUCACUCGCUGGGGGAGCCAUUGCUGGCAUUGUGAUUGGAGUCCUGGCUGGAGAGGCUCUCAUCCAUACCCUUCUCUAUUUCCUGCUCUUCAGGAAGACUGGAAGGGCCAGCAAACACCACCUUUCAGAGAAGAACCAUUCAGCACACAAAUGUGGUGAGGAUGCCAACAUGUAUGAACAUAGUCUUUACCCAAAAGGCUCAGCUCUGCCUGCACAGGUCAGGACAGAAGGUCUCCUUCUAUCACUUCCAGGACUUUGUGGUGUCUGUCAGGGAAGGGGACCCUUUGUGCAGAUCUGGAAUCCUGACCCUCCUGCCUGGUUCAGCUCAAGGGCCAGCCCCAACAGGAGCCUACCCUGCUCCUUCCUGUUGCCAGUGUCCUCCCUCUGGUCAUCCUUCUGUAUAUGUUUUGUAACGGAUUGUCGGCUUACUAAUAGCCUCCUCUGCAUAGAGUACUAUCUCUAUGAAUUCAACACCUUCUCAUUCUUCUCUGUUCAUUCAAUGAAUAAAGGCAUGAAGGAGGAAAAGUCACUCAUGAAGUGA